Penicillium samsonianum is the source of this 843-nucleotide messenger RNA. RefSeq lists its product as uncharacterized. The transcript has 2 exons. The coding region runs from base 1 to 843 and encodes 280 amino acids. Lineage: Eukaryota; Fungi; Ascomycota; Eurotiomycetes; Eurotiales; Aspergillaceae. The record is from RefSeq and is a predicted model, not a curated record.
AUGCCGCUACUAUCUUGGCCUCGAUCACAUCUUCUAGAGAUUGGCGAUCAAACCUGGUGCCCCUCAUGGCUUCACCGGCACGAGCAACUGGUUCUCACCCAACUGUGGAAUCUUGAAGCUCCCGGGUGGAGCCGUGGAAGUCUCGCCAAACAGGCAUGUGCAGUGUUCAAAGAGCACCUGAAAGAUAUUUCCUCGUACACAGUUUUGGAUAUCUGUGCCGGUGCCGGUGGGCCUACCCCAGUCCUCGAAUCAGAGCUCAAUAAAGAACUCGAGUCCGAGGGGAAGGGCCCUGUUCAGUUUGUUUUGAGCGAUCUUUACCCCCAUAUUGAAGAGUGGGAGCGAAUCUCGAAGAAGCAGCAGAACGUCACGUAUAUCGAGAGCCCGGUGGAUGCUCGAGCUGUUCCUCGAUAUGCAGCAAGUUCGAAAAAAGAGUGUCGGAUCUUCAACAUCUGUUUCCACCACUUUGGAGAUGAAGAUGCGGCGGGUAUUCUAAAGAGUGCAAUUGAGACCGCUGACUCGUUUAUCAUAUUCGAAAUCACAUCACGCGAUCUUUGGACUUGUCUAUGCUCGCCUUUGGUCUUCUUCUGGACUUUCUUUGUAACUCUUGUUUGGUACUGGGAUUCGCCGAUCCAUCUCUUUUUCACAUUCAUUCUGCCCGUGGCGCCUCUGACUAUUUUCAUUGAUGGACUUAUAUCCUGUCUCCGAACCCGCACUGCAAAGGAAACCUGGCAGCUGCUGGAUCAACCAAAUCUUGACCUCACCAACUGGACCUUCCACAGUGGGAAAAAAACGGUUCAAUUUCCUUUCACCACUUUGUAUUAUCAUGUUGGCAUCAAAUCAUAA